GAAGGGGUCUGGGUCAGAUCAACCUCUCUAUUAGCCUCUGCUGGCUCUUCUGGACCCCUAACUUCUCUGACCCUCAUCCCACAGUGUCCAGAGAAAAAUGAGCUGAGUAUCAGAUCAAGCCCUCUAGGAGACACCUUUGCUUAUGUUAUGAUUUUUCCUUGCUCUUCCCAACCCCCAGGCUGUGCCCUUCCUGCCUGGAGAUGCCAGGAAAAUCUGGGCCUGGGAUGGGCUGGCUGGCCAACCCUCCAAAAUAAGAGCUGGGCGGGCAGUCAUCUUGUACCUAAGCACCCAGAAGUUCCAUCCACCUCCAGGCUGAGGGGGACCCCAAAGAUGCUCGCCUGCCAACCACUUCAUGGAAAGGAAAGCUAAUGGCAUGUCAUGAUGUCCCAGUGGUGCCCACUGUGAGGUGAGCUGUGCUGGCCUGGAGGAGUUCCUUUACUGCUUCAGUUGGACUCUGUCUGUUCCAUCCCCCUGCUUCAAGUUAUCCCAGGUGUGUCCUGCCACAGAGUGGGCCUGGGCAGAACCUGGGAGAGAAGUGAACAGAACCUGGCCGUGGAAUAGGCUCCGAGGCCAGCCUGUUCUCAGCCUCAGCCCUUUGUCUGUGGCUUUGUGAUGGUAAGUGCUGCUCCUAAAUCAGGUCUGUGACACUGUUAUUGUUGCCCAGGGCGCAAAGAGUCUAAACUUUUCCCCUGAGGUCAAGAAUGUGGCCAGUCCCCAAGCCGCCCAGAGCAAGGCCUGGGUGGCUGGGGGUGGGGCUGGGGCCUCACCCCGAGCCCAGGCGAGAUGUGUGGAGGGGAGGGGGUCAGGAGGAACAAAACGCUUUGAAAUGCCUCCUCUCCAUCACUGCCAACAUUGUCCGCUGCCCGCGGGGGGCCUGGCACCGCCUCGCCGGGGCUCCGGCCCCCAGCCCUGGCCAGGCCUGGCCCAGCAUCUGAAAAUGGACAGAAGGUUAUUGUCCCUUCCCGCAGCCCUUUGUCUGCCCCAGUUCCAGAUGUCUAGGCUGGGACCAGGGAACUGACCCAUGGUGGGCAGGGAGGAGGGGACAAAAGGGGAGAACACGGGUCACUGCAUCCUGAGGAGUCGUUCCCAGACCCUGAGAUCCCACCCAGCCGCAGCCAAGUCACCUUCUGGGCCAGUUUAUCUUUGGGAUUGUCCCUAUUCCUUGGCCCUCUCCCCAGACUAGGUUCCGGUCCCUGGAGAAAAGGCACAGGAGUGUAGAACAGGAGGCCUUGGGAGAUCCAAAGGCAGGCCAAACCCCUCUACCCAGGUAACAGCUGUGACCUUGAGCCUGCUUUCCCUGUAUGGGGGCUCCUGAGCCAGUAAUGACAGAGCUCUACCUACCAGCGCCACUCUGAGCUUGGAGGCACCCAUGGUGGCAGGGUCUCUCUGUCCCUUGCUGAUUGUGGUCAAUAGUCAUACUGGCAAGAUGGGACAUUUCACACCUAUCCUCAGUUGGGUUGUGGGCAGACCACUUUACCUGCAUUGUCAAAACCAAGGGCAAUUAAUCUUGUCUCCACUUUCCAGCUCUGGAGACAGAAAGGCUGAGAAGUAGUCACUGACCCCAAGCCAGGUAGCCAGGAGGCAGUGAAGCUGGGAUCCUCGCCCAGGCCAACCGCAGCCACCAGGAGGAGUAAUUGCUAAUAAAUACUUGGAAGGUGCCUUGGCCCAACUCUUCAUCUAGUGGUGUUAACUCCAUCCGUUGGUUUUCCCGUUUCACAGAUGGGGCUCCCAAGCCCAGACCUAGGAAAGAGGACUCAGGGGGGCCUAAAUAGCAGCCCAGAGGGCUGUUCUAGAGCCUCUGAACAGGCUGAGCAGCAUCCAACCAGCUCUUGGUGACUGACUCUUCACACCUUGGGUUUCCUCUUCCCUCUUCAGUAAAUACUCUCCCAUGCCACAAAGUUGUCAAAACGAAGUCAAAUAAGUUGUUAAGGCAUUUAAUUAAACCCCUGGUGGCUUUAAGGCUAACAGGAGGAUAGCUAUUAUUAUAAUUCUUCUCAGUGGGGAUUGGUAACAUUUGAACCUCACUUGGAUUCACCUGGGGACAAGGCUCUGUGUGGAGGGGCAUGCUAGUUGUUGAGGGGGUUGAGGACAGCCAUACUUAGCCUUCUUGGGAUCUCUAGAAGUCUCUGCUAAAUGUGGGGAAUGCAGAAAGCUGAGAGGCAGACGCUCCUGCCCGAACCCGAGGAGUUAACCACUCCCAGGCCCAGUAGGGCUGCCACGCUGCAACCUAGAAACGAUUUUAGCAGAAGAGCCAGGGCUACUUCUGAUGGGCAAAACAGCUGGCUGCUUAGGGAAAACAGCUGGCCUAGUCCCAGCCUCCUAAGAGCAGAGGCAGAACCUCGGAGGACAGAACCACAUCUGGGGGUCCUCAAAGAGGAAGCAUAGUCAAGGAGAGGGUGGUUCUUUGGAGCGUGUGGGUGUUGGGUGGAUACCCUGGAGACAAGAGGGGUGUGGACCAAUUUCUAGAGCAGAAGCCAGAGUAUGCUAAGUUUAAACAGACUAGGCAAGAGUGUCUCCAGUUGGGAUCUGGGGUCUCAAUCGUCCCUCAAAUAGGACAGAUGAAGGACAGAAGAGCCUAAGGUGGACAAGUCUCCGCUCUACCCUGGGUCAUCUUGGAACUAGGCUUGGAACCAGAGGUGGUAAUGGUACCCAGGCUGGUCUCUUGGUCUGUUCAACUGCACCCAGAACCAAGAACAGGGUGAAGGCUCAUCCUCUGGCCAGGAUCGUGGGCUUCUGUGACCACAGAGCAGGACAGGGGCCCAGAGAGCCUCCAACCCAAGAGCCGGGAAGCUGACAGCUGGACCAUUGGCCUGGAAAGAGCCCCACAGGAAGCUGCGACCAGAGCUAGGCUAGAGAUCUGACCCCAGGGUUCAGCCCCCAGGAUGCUGUUCAGCCCCAGGGCUGGAGCUUGGAAGGUGACGAGAGGACGCUUACGCCCCAGAUCAGCGGCACCACCCCGCCCCACCCGGGCUUGCUCUCCAGCCCGUGUCAUCUGGAGGGUGUGCCACAGACCACAACGUGGACAACACCACAGAGAUGCUACAGGAGUGGCUGGCUGCAGUGGGCCAUGACUAUGCAGCCGUGUUCUGGAAGCCCGAGGAGGAGGCCAGGCCCUACCCAGAUGAACAGAGUCCCAAGCACUGGACCAAAGAAAGGCAUCAAUAUUUGAUGGAGCUGAAGCAGGAAGCCCUGACCUUUGCCAGGGCCUGGGGAGCCGAUUACAUCCUGUUCGCAGACACAGACAACAUUCUCACCAACAACCAGACACUGCGGCUUCUCACAGAGCGGCACCUGCCAGUGGUGGCCCCCAUGCUGGACUCCCAGACCUAUUAUUCCAACUUCUGGUGUGGGAUCACUCCACAGGGCUACUAUCGCCGCACAGCUGAAUACUUCCCUACCAAGAACCGCCAGCGCCAGGGCUGCUUCCGGGUCCCCAUGGUCCACUCUACCUUCCUGGUGUCCUUGAAGACUGAGGAAACAGCCCGGCUUGCCUUCUACCCGCCUCAUCCCAACUAUACUUGGCCUUUUGAUGACAUCAUUGUCUUCGCCUAUGCCUGCCAGGCUGCUGGGGUCUCAGUGCAUGUGUGCAAUGACCAUCGUUACGGGUACAUGAAUGUGGCGGUGAAGGCCCACCAGGGGCUGGAAGAAGAGAAGGCCAACUUCAUCCACCUGAUUUUGGAAGCACUAGUGGAUGGGCCCCCCAUGCUGGCCUCAGCUCAUGUGUCUCGGCCCCUAAAGAAGCCCAACAAGAUGGGAUUUGAUGAAGUCUUUGUCAUCAGCCUGGCCCGCAGACCCCAGCGCCGGGCUCGGAUGCUGAGCUCUCUCUGGGAGAUGGAGAUCUCUGCUCAAGUGGUAGAUGCUGUGGAUGGCAGGACACUCAACAGCAGCGUCCUUAAGCACCUGGGUGUGGACCUGCUCCCUGGCUACCAGGACCCCUACUCGGGCCGCACACUGACCAAGGGUGAGGUGGGCUGUUUCCUCAGCCACUACUCCAUCUGGGAAGAGGUGGCUGUCAGGGGCCUGGACAGGGUUGUGGUGUUUGAGGAUGACGUACGCUUUGAGGACAACUUCCGGAGGCGGCUGGAACGGCUGAUGGAGGAUGUGGUGACUCAGAAGCUUUCCUGGGAUUUGAUCUACCUUGGCCGGAAGCAGGUGAACCCUGAGGAGGAAGUGGCUGUGGAGGGUCUGCCUGGUCUGGUGGUGGCUGGAUACUCCUAUUGGACACUAGCAUACACCUUGAGUCUGGCAGGCGCCCGCAAACUCUUAGCCUCUCAGCCUCUUCGACGCAUGCUACCUGUGGAUGAGUUCCUGCCUGUCAUGUUUGAUCAGCAUCCAAAUGACCAGUACAAGGCACACUUCUGGCCUCGGGACCUUCAAGCCUUCUCAGCCCGGCCUCUGCUUGCCUCCCCCACCCACUAUGCGGGAGAUGCCGAAUGGCUCAGUGACACAGAGACAUCUUCCCCCUGGGAUGAUGACAGUGGCCGCCUCAUUAGCUGGACUGGCUCUCAAAAGUCCCUUCGUGGCCCCCACCUGCACCUGGCUGGCAGCAGUAGAUAUAGCCCCCAUCCUCACCCCAGGAAUGAGCUCUAGCCUCAGGCCCAUGAAUUCUGAGUGGGAACUCCAACCAGCAACAAGAACGGAGAGGGUGAAUGGACAGAAGCGGCAGAGCCAACAGAAGCCUGGCUGCUGUCUUGGGCUCAGCCCUUCUGCCACCCUCUGGACCCAUCCCAGUUUGGGAGAGCCACUCAGAGAGUCCAUUCCCAAAUGUCACAAAGUGAAAAGACAAGACUCUUGAUUCUGCAUACAGAUUUAGAGCCCAGUGGGCUCAGGAACAAGGGAGGCCUCAGCCUUCAGGUUUCCAGCUGACCAGAUCCCAGAAUCCUGCCCUCUCUGAGGACUCAACUGCUGGGACUACCUUGCCUCCAUCUACCUCCACCUCAGCCCCCUCCCUGGCUUCACAUCUGGGGCUCACUAGCUCCCUCUUCCCUGGCUGGUAGAAAGUGCAGGAAGGUGAGAGGCACACCUGGUGCUCUGCACACAGUAGGCCUUCAAUAAAAGUCCUCUAUAUUAGCAUUUCAUACUUCACUAA
Onychomys torridus (southern grasshopper mouse) is the source of this 5089-nucleotide messenger RNA. It is a transcript of the gene Cercam, whose product is annotated as cerebral endothelial cell adhesion molecule. The transcript has 17 exons. The coding region runs from base 3037 to 4590 and encodes 517 amino acids. The record is from RefSeq and is a predicted model, not a curated record. Lineage: Eukaryota; Metazoa; Chordata; Mammalia; Rodentia; Cricetidae.